Geodia barretti is the source of this 270-nucleotide messenger RNA. The record is from the annotation of a GenBank genome assembly. Lineage: Eukaryota; Metazoa; Porifera; Demospongiae; Tetractinellida; Geodiidae.
AUGUCGACUUCUCAAAAGCACGACAACUUCGUUGGGAAACCCAUGGGUAACAAGGACGUUACGGAGCUGGCGGGGAUCGGGCCCGUCCUCAGGGCGAACCUGAGCAACAAGGGGUACGACAAGGCGUACCUGGUUCUAGGCCAGUUCCUGGUCUUCUACAAGAACAAGGAGCUGUUCAAGGUCUGGCUCCACGUGACCUGCGGCGCCAACGCCGAGCAGCAGCAGGACUGCUUCGAAUGCAUCAACCAGUGGUGCACCCAACAUCUUUAG